AUGGCGACACAGCUGCGUUACCCGGGCAAGGUGGUGAUCGUGACCGGUGGCACCUCAGGCAUUGGUCUGUCCAUCGUGAGAGAAUUUGUUCGCCAGGGAGCCAAUGUGGUCUUCUUUUCAAAACCAUCCGAAGCGGAAAAGGGGAAAGCAAUUCAGAGAGAGCUGCAGGAUUCACGGUGCCCAGGGGAUGCUUACUUCGAGGUCUGUGAUGUCCGCAAGGAGGCAGACAUUAAGAGGUUGAUUUCGGCCACUCUAGAACGUUAUGGGUGCCUGGACUGCUUGGUGAACAAUGCUGGAGAUGUUAGACUUGACAAGAUAGACGAUGUGACUGCCCAAGACUUCUACAGCACCAUGGAACUCAAUACUCGGAGCAUUUUGUUGGCAUCAAAAUAUGCACUGCCCUACUUACGGGAAACGAGAGGAAACAUCAUCAACAUGGCCAGUCUUGCUGGUAUGAUUGGGACCAACCAUAGAGUGACGUAUUCCUCAAGCAAGGGUGCAGUUAUUGCAAUGACCAAAACUCUGGCCAUAGAUGAGAGCAAAUAUGGAGUACGAGUCAACUGUGAAUUUACCAGCCCCCUCUUGCUAGUAGGAGCUAAAAUUGACAAGAUAGAUGAUGUGACUGCCCAAGAUGCCCGCAACGCCAUGGAAUUCAACACUCUGAGUAUUUUGUUAGCAUCAAAGUAUGCGCUGCCCUACUUACGGGAAACGAGAGGAAACAUCAUCAACAUGGCCAGUAUUACUGCAUGGGGUCCCCGGGCACUCCCACGGACAGGGGCGUGUGAUGACAACGCCUUAGCCGCCCGGACGCUGCCGCUGCUCACGCCCCCUCAGCAUCGCAGCAUCCCUGGCGCUAUUGUAAAGCUAGCCCCCACAGCCAAUGGGCUGCGCCUCCCAGCGCCUGCACAGAGCAGCCCAGUGGCACAGCGGCCUGGCGGGAGAGGGGAAGGGAGGAGGCUUAGCGAAAUACUUCCCCCGGCGGCAAUGGUGGACCAGAGGUUGAUUUCGGCUACUCUGGAGCGUUAUGGAUGCCUCGACACCUGCUUGGUGAACAAUGCUGGAGAUGAGUCACGAGAUUUUCGGACGAUAGAUGAUGUGACUGCCCAAGACGUCCGCAACGUCAUGGAACUCAACACUCUGAGCAUUUUGUUAGCAUCAAAGUAUGCGCUGCCCUACUUACGGGAAACAAGAGGAAACAUCAUCAACAUGGCCAGUAUUAUUGGUGUGAUUGGGCUGAAAAACAGAGUGACGUAUUCCCUAAGCAAGGGUGCGAUUAUUGCAAUGACCAAAACUCUGGCCAUAGAUGAGAGCAAAUACGGAGUCCGAGUCAACUGCAUCUCACCAGGUAGUAUCUGGACACCCUUGUGGGAAAGGAAUGCAAAUGAGACCCCGAAUCCAGAAGCUACAAUCCAGGAAAACAAAGAUUUUCAGCUAAUAAGACGUUUUGGGACCCCAGAAGAAGUGGCUUUGGCUGCCCUGUAUCUUGCCGCUGAUGGAACUUUCUGCACUGGUUUCAACCUUAUACUCAGUGGUGGAGGUGAAGUUGGCUUUGGGAAGAAGGCCCAGGUGGAUUCUGAGCCUGACGCAUGUGCAAGUGGAAACUCACAAGACUCCUUCAUCAAGCAAUAG
Sphaerodactylus townsendi is the source of this 1629-nucleotide messenger RNA. RefSeq lists its product as uncharacterized. The record is from RefSeq and is a predicted model, not a curated record. Gene Ontology annotation, cellular component: cytosol. Gene Ontology annotation, biological process: steroid catabolic process. Gene Ontology annotation, molecular function: estradiol 17-beta-dehydrogenase [NAD(P)+] activity. NCBI's taxonomy places the organism in Eukaryota, Metazoa, Chordata, Lepidosauria, Squamata, Sphaerodactylidae.